GGAAUCCGACAAGUUUGGCGUCAAUAACCAUAUCCAUCCCUUCUCUCUCUCUCUCUCUCUCUCCCUCCCUCCUGUGUUGUUGUUUCAGAAAUUCAAUUCCAAUUCAAUUCAAAUUCUCAGUUAUCUCACACUUUUUCUCUCUCUCUGUACUCUCACUCUUUUCAUCUGCAGCAACUGUACUUACUAGAUGCUUUGCGUCAUAUCCAAAUACACUACAGGUCCCCCCCAAAAUACAUUCAUGGUUCUGUGGUCCAAUCCUUCUUUGUAAUUUCCUGAUAUAACUUUUUACUUUUUUAUGUCUGUUUCCACCAAUAAUCCACCCAGAACUGGUGGUGGCGCUGGACAAAGCGGCGGCGAUGAUGACGAUGACGACGCCGGUGCCGGUGUUAGUGGUAGGUGUAAGGAGAUGGAUGAUUCAGAAGAGGAAAAUGAUCAGAGUAAGAAGAUAAAGGGGAAAAAGGUAUCUUGUUUUCGGUUCAGGAAGGUUAAAGGGAAGUUUUUGUGGAGGAAACAGAAAGGGGUUUCUGUAAAUUCGGACAGAAGAAGGGAAUUAUAUGGAGGAGGAGGGUGUUAUUUGUGCUUGAAGAAACCGCUGACUUCUGAUUCAGGGGGUGAGUCACAGACGAGUGAUCCUAAUAGCCCCACGUUUACUUAUGAGAUGCUUAGAGUUUUUAUUGAAAAGAAUGAUUUUUAUUCCAAAGAAUGCAACCCCCAUUUGGAUGUAGUAGAAUCUAAGCCUUGCUCUAUUCAAAAUAAUAAAUGAAAUGUGAUAUCAGAAAUAUUGGAUGAUAAACGUUACAAUUUGAUUCCCCUGUGCUGCGCAUCGGUAAACAUUGGGGUGAUAGAACUUAGAGGCUUCAAAAUGUUCAUAAUAAUGAUCAUGGCCUAGUAGUUCUUGAUAUCAUUUCUAUCAGAUUGAGAGGAUAGCUAGUAGAAAUUUGGAAUUGCAAUUCGAAGGAAAGCUACGUUUGUGGAUAAAUUUUUUUACUUUUAAGGCAUUUCCCAAUUUGGAAGAGAACUUUUUCAGGAAAUGGGGCAUACUAAAUUUAAAUUUGAAAAAGAUUGAGGAGAAGCCAGAGAAACCGUCCUCCAAUUGCUCUAAGGUGGAUGGCAACUCGAGCACAAGGUAUAGAACUUGAUGGAAUGAAACUAUUCCUUAUGCAAAUGAAUGACAUUUUGGGGUAAUCACCUUUUGUAGCAACCAUAGCCUUGUAAUGUUCUACUUCAAUUGCAUUCUUCAUUCAAUUUUUGGAGCCAUAAUUUGUAUAGAGUACCGGCCACAGUUCACAUUGUAUAUGAAGGUGGAAAUAUUGCUUAUCAGUGAAUUAUGUGAUUGAGUUUGAUGUUAUACUUUCCUUUGAGAUA
Molecule: messenger RNA, 1365 nt
Organism: Nicotiana tabacum (common tobacco)
Lineage: Eukaryota; Viridiplantae; Streptophyta; Magnoliopsida; Solanales; Solanaceae
Source: RefSeq, a predicted model, not a curated record